UGUUAUGUUUGAUCAAAAUUUUCAAUUUAAUGCAAGCGUAACCAUUUUGAGCGGUAAGCCAACGUUUACGCAGACUGGUACAGAUUUUGAUACUUCCUGGAAAUGAACUCCAUCCUCUUUACACUUGAUAUUGAAAUCAUGACUUUCCCAUCCCCCUCCUUUACUGUCAUCUGUUGUACUCUUGCCUGAUUGACAUACAUCUAGAACUCAACAUGGCUGAGAAAGCGGAAACUUCAGGCCCUCCACAAAGCUUGAUAUGCCCACUUUGCUUAGACAUCUUCGUCGAAGCAGUCAUUCUUCCGACAUGUGGGCAUACUUAUUGCCGUAGAUGCCUCAAAAACAUCGAUCUUUCCACUCAGAGCUAUCAUAUGACGUGCCCUGUCUGCAGAAAGAAGUCCAAGUUUACAUCUGCAAAGUGUGUUGAUGAUUUCCCCGCUAAUGUGACGGUGAACGCGUUCGUAGACGACUACCACGCGAGAAAGAGUGAGACACGCCCAAAAUGCAAUACUUGCAGACGGCAAUGGGAUGCUGAGUUAUUCUGCAAGACCUGCGACAGGUAUUUGUGUGAAAGGUGUGUGACUGGUCAUCAAGAAAUGGCUUUUCAUUUUGAAGGCCAUGAGACUGUUGCCAUUGAGGAUGUCAUUGAUCAAUCUUCUAAAAAAGACUGCACCAACGAACAAGAGGACAAAAAGAGUGGAACACGUCCAAAAUGCAAUGCUUGCAGACGGCAAAGGAAUGCCAACUCAUUCUGCAAAACCUGCCACAAGUACCUGUGUAAGAAGUGUGUAUCGGGUCAUCAUGAGAUGGCUUUUCUUUUUGAAGGUCAUGAGAUUGUUCCAAUAGAGAAGAAGCCUGAACAAAAUCUUCAACCUAACCUCGGCAGCAACACAAGAUCAGAUCCCAAGUUAAAUGUCAUUAAACGUGUAACUCUACCAGCAUUUGCAGAGGUGUGGGGAAUGACGCGGUACUCUGAUGACAGCGUGGGUAUCCCGUUUGGGAAGGUUGGACAUGGUGCAGCUAUAAUCAAUUCAGAUGGUAGAGAGCAGCCAUGGCCGUACCCGAACACACGUAAUGGCCUGGAGUAUUUUGAUCUUAUUAUACAGGAAGACAGGUCACUAUGCGUAUCGACGGGUAAUUCAGAAGCACACGUAUAUUCUCCCGAUGGAUCUAAGAAAUCAACCAUUCACGUGAAUGACAAUGGCAAAUUUCUCACCCUAAACAGGAGUCCAUCAGAUGAAAUCAUCAUUUCUAACGCUGGAAAACAAGUUUACAUCUAUGACCCUACAGGAUCCACUCUCAAACACGCUGUUCAAACAAGAAACAGGACCGGUCAGGCAGCAGCCACCAGAUCGGGUUUGAUCGUCGCGAGUUCAUGUUGUUUCUUUCCAAGGGUGUUAACAGUCUAUGACAGGGAUGGGAAUGCCGGUGAGUCUCUACAAGGUCCAGAUGGUGUCGGCCUGUAUGCUGCCGUGGAUGAGCAGGAUAGGGUGUAUGUAGCGAGUGUUGACAUGCUGAAUAAGAGAGUUGUGAUCAGGCUCUAUGAUCUUGACGAUCUGAACUUGAAGGAAAGAGUUGAAUUCAAUGCGCUCGAUUUGAAAGGGAUGUUUUCAUCGUGGUGUUACCUGGUUUCCCUUUCAUACGAAAUGCUUGCAUUUGCUUGUAUGAAUCACUUGUAUUUCAUCAAAGUAUCACUGGAAUAAAAUGUACCUCGUUUUCAUAUAAUCCAAACUCAACUGAACUUAAUGAUCUGCAUUAUUGCGAAUAAUGGACCCCCCCCCCUUCCACAGAUAGUGUAGGACUAAUUGAUUAUCAGUCCAUUAACCGUUUUAUCUGCACAUUAAUCGGUUGUAUGUCUCCGAAAUAUCAAAAUUUGAAUGUAAACUGUGAAUUAUCAACUCAAGAAGAGUGCCUGGUAACUUUACCACUUCGUCGCACUCUCUUUCAAUGAAAAUGCAGUAUAUAUAUCGUUAAUUCUUCGUUUUCAUUGAUUAUAUUCCCUACUACUACUUUACAAAUUUAACUGAGCUAAUAAAUAUUGUAAUAAUAUUUAUUGUUAAGGUAGUUCAAGUGCACAUAUGAAUUAUCAUAUGAUAGUUCAUUGGCAAAUUUAUCAGAUAUUAACUUAACAAGCUAACUUCUAAUACUUUGUAUUUAUUUAUUUAUAUUAUUUUAUUUUGAUUCCAGGCAAAAGGCAACAAUAAUAUGUACAAGAGGAAGAUAUUACCACCCACUAGUGCCUGUGGAUGACUAUCAAAAAGAAAAACUAGUUUCUAUUAUGAAGCUCUCCUCACCAGUCGGGGUUUACAAAUAUACAAAAAUAAAAUGGGUAUUAAUUGGCAAUAAAUAUUUUGUUUAUAGUGCAAGACAAAGUGUACGUAUCAUUUUUUAUACAAGUAGUUUUGUCAGGUAUUAUACAUGUAUAUUCAACUAGAUUCAUGCUCAAAUUUCUACCAUGUUGUGUUUGUGUUUUGCUCAUGUAGUAGGAGGCUGCAUUCUAUUAGCUUCGCUUUUUAGUAGCUUCCUCAAUUUCCGUCCUGAUUUAUGGUUAUCUUGAUUAUUAUACAUAUAAAGUUUUCUGGUUUUAUUGAUUAUAAAUAUCAAGAUGUAUGUAA
This is a messenger RNA of Lytechinus variegatus (green sea urchin), 2612 nucleotides long. RefSeq lists its product as uncharacterized. The coding region runs from base 213 to 1700 and encodes 495 amino acids. NCBI's taxonomy places the organism in Eukaryota, Metazoa, Echinodermata, Echinoidea, Temnopleuroida, Toxopneustidae. Gene Ontology annotation, biological process: positive regulation of DNA-templated transcription. The record is from RefSeq and is a predicted model, not a curated record. Gene Ontology annotation, molecular function: zinc ion binding; ubiquitin-protein transferase activity. The transcript is spliced from 2 exons. Gene Ontology annotation, cellular component: nucleoplasm; chromatin.